Messenger RNA from Pomacea canaliculata, 1842 nucleotides. RefSeq lists its product as uncharacterized. Lineage: Eukaryota; Metazoa; Mollusca; Gastropoda; Architaenioglossa; Ampullariidae. The coding region runs from base 653 to 1654 and encodes 333 amino acids. The transcript has 9 exons. The record is from RefSeq and is a predicted model, not a curated record.
AAACUACAUCGAUAGUCAUCGUCUUGUCCUUGUCCUACAGGAUGUUCUGCAAGCCAACGAUCAUUACGAUGUUUGUUCAGACGACUACAGCAGGGGCAUGAAGCAGCUUGUUCAAGCGCACAAAUAAACUAAACCGUGGAUUGCUGUCUGAGGAGACUCAAAACAACAACUUGAUUAUGUUCUAAAUGUGGAAUAAAAUGGCUUCCUCGUCGAUUUUUCUGUGUUUGGGAUGUAUUAUUUUCGUAACUUCUGUAUCCGGCCAGGUAGCAGUUUCAAACGUAACUUGUUCAAACCUACAGUUACAAGAAAAAACAUGGAAUUUGACUGGUUUUUGCACGGCCACGCUGUACGGAGAAGCUAGUAAUGGCAACUGCUACUGGAUCAUUGAAAGGAGAAACAAUACGAAGGAUGUUCGUACCUUGAUUGUUCCUGGUCACGUUCAGCGAAUUGCUGAGGGGAGUUUUUGUGGAGCUGUUUUUUAAACGAUCAAUUCCCAUACACCAAUGGGAGCUUUGACAUUUCUAUACAUUUUUAUUUACAAUCAGUAAAGCUGGAACACGCCUUCUACCUUACAUUGGAGCCUCCAGUACUGGGGCUUUCAUGUCCUGCCUACGUCACAGAGGGAGAGUCUCUCAACUGCACGUGCCGUUUGAUGAACAAUCCGAAGCCCUCUCCUCUUCUGUUUUGGGACGACAGCCAUGACCACCGAGAAGUGGGGCCAAUAUUUCUCUCAAAAGACAAGGUUAACCGUGACCAAAAUGGGGAAAGUCACUCUUGUCAUGCCAAUUGGUCAAACGAAACGGUCUCCAAGUCCUUCACACUGAAUGUCGCAUAUGGCCCUGAUCCUGAUCAGGUCUCGGUGGAGAAAAUACAGCUUUCAAACAUAAGUGUAGUGGAGGUAAUCGACUUAAGGUGCACUGCCCAAGAGGUCUAUCCAGGGGUUACAUUCACCUGGAACGUUCCUUGCCUCAAUACCACCAGGAACAAAGAGAGCAGCGACUGCACCUACCACCUUGCACCUGAAGACAACGGGAAGACAGUCGAGUGCACCGCCACCAACAACUUCACCAACACCUCACAACAUGCCUCCUACAUAUUGACCUACACAGUGGUGGUCACGCAAGAAACAACUCACAGCUUGAGCAUUACAACCGCUCUACCAGAGACCACAGAGACCACAGAGAAACAAAAUGAUGGUGUCCCGAUAUUAUAUAUUGCUGUUGGCGCCGGCUGCGGAUUUGUGGUAAUUGUGCUUUGUGUUACUGUUAUCUGCUGCAUGAGAAGACGAAACCAAGGCAAAGACGGCGUCAGGUUUAAAGGUGGGGUCAUCAGACAGUCCAUAAAGCCGACGGCCGUUGCAGCCAGAAUAUUGCAAGACCCCGAGGGCGACAAAGCAGCAAUUGUUGUCGACGACUUCGAAGAUGAUGUACCGUCCAACGAUCCUGUUGCCAAGCAAGCACAGAGUGUCAUCUAUGAUAUCUUGAAUAAGCGAAAGAAAGAGGUUCAGUUUGCCGAAAAAUCGUCGUCCAAUCUAGCCUAUGCCCAGAAUCAAAGAAACGAACCGGAAAAACAAACUACAGGACCGACGGUAUCGGCAGUCUCAGCUACGGUCUUCCGUACAGACAGUGAAGAGGAAGCAGUAACUCGCCUUUGAGUUGCUUCCCUUUAGAGAGAGGUUCAUCGGAGCUUCGCGCAUCAUCAACAACAGCACAACCAUAAAUAUAUAACUGAAUAGUUUCCUUGUAUUGGUACAAGACAAUGGGGCCAAAGGUGAACUGGUUGGAUUAAUUAUUUUUAUGUAAUUUUGACACUUACAAAUAAAAACAGCAUUUUCUUAUUGAC